This is a messenger RNA of Miscanthus lutarioriparius, 1086 nucleotides long. The record is from the annotation of a GenBank genome assembly. Lineage: Eukaryota; Viridiplantae; Streptophyta; Magnoliopsida; Poales; Poaceae.
AUGGCGGAGAAGCUGACGCCAGAGCAGGUCGACGAGUGCAAGGAAAUCUUCGACCUGUUCGACGCCGACGAGGACGGCAAGUCACCAUCCCCCUCGUACUCCGAUCCACCGCGUCGCAUCGCCACGGGCGAGCUCGUGACGGCGCUGCGGUCCCUGGGCCAGAACGUGGACGAGGCGGAGGCGCGGCGCUUCCUGGAGGACGCGGGCGCCGGCGCCGGCACCAUCGACCUCGCGGCGUUCCUUGCCGUGGCGGCGCGCAAGAUGGGCGCCAGGCAGUCGGAGGAGCGCCUCGCGGAGUGCUUCGACGUGUUCGACGACGCCCGCAGUGGGUCCAUCCCCGCGGAGCAGCUGCGGCAGGUGAUGGUGAGCCACGGCGACCGGCUCACGGAGGAGGAGGCCGACGCGAUGCUCCGCGAGGCCGACCCCAGCGGCGAGGGCCGCGUCGAGUACAAGCACUACGUCAAGAACCGCCAGACCGCCAGCGGUCUGACCACCUCUCGUCUCGGCAGCUCCGAGCGGAAGGAGCUCGUCGCCGUGCUAGUCUCCAUGGCGGCCACAGCGGUGACCGUCUCCACCUCCGUGUGCACCUCCUCAUCAGGGCAUAGUAGGGGCGGUCCGAACGUGAGGCCUCAGGCCCGUCUCGCCCGUUCGCCACUACUCGGCAGGCCGCCGUCGCCGCGCCGGAGGCUGCGGACGGCCUUGGCCGCGUCGUCGGGCAAGCAAAAGCCGCCGGGCGAGGCGGAGGAGCAGGUCCCCGCGUGGGCCAAGCCCGGCGCGGACGAGCCUCCGCCCUGGGCGCGCGAUGGCGGGGCCGCGCGGGGACCGGAGGAGGCCGGGCAGGUCCCGUUCUACGCGUACCUGCUCGCGUCCGCGAUCACCGCCAUCGCCGCGAUCGGCUCCAUCUUCGAGUACACCAACCAGCGGCCGGUGUUCGGGAUCGUCGGCUCCGACAGCGCCCUGUACGCGCCGAUCCUGGGCUUCUUUGUCUUCACCGGCAUCCCGACCUCCGCGUUUCUGUGGUUCAAGGCCGUGCAGACGGCGAACAGAGAGGCCGAGGAGCAAGACCGCAGAGACGGAUUCCUGUGA